AUGCCUCGGAUCCCUCCCCUGGUGUUUAGACAGGCUUUAAGAACAGACCCCUUGCUUGUGCCCCUUCUUCCCGUCACUCGCUCUCUUUCAGGAGCACAGGCAGAACUACGAUGGCUUCGUAAAGAAGUCCCCAAACCCAAGUUGCCCUGGGCAAUUGUCCAGAGGUCCAACUAUCGACCAUUGCAAUACAUUCUCGGGGACCAGCCGUUCCUUGAUCUUUCAAUAAAAUGUGCCGAGGGCACACUCAUCCCUCGUUGGGAAACUGAGGAAUGGAUCGCCAGAAUCAAACCGUUCAUCAGCAACGUCAAGAUCAUCGAUGCUUGUACUGGCACAGGAUGUGUGGCUCUACUGUUCAAUGGUACCGGAAGUAAUAUAGUGGGGAUCGAUAUUGACACAUCAUGCCUUUCAUUGGCGAAAUUCAACCAGCAAUCAAACCGCUGUGACGAUAUUGUUCAUUGGGCACAAUGCGAUAUCCUAAAUUGGACAGACGAUCUCCAUCAUGUUUGCAAAGGAGUGAAUUUUUUGGUUUCUAACCCCCCAUAUAUCCCAUGGGAAGAAUACACUAAGCUCGAUCGUUCGGUCAAGAACUUUGAGCCCCAGCUUGCCCUUGUGGGGGAUCUAGAGUUUUACAACGCAUUGGUGCAUAACCUCUUGGAGCCUAACCUCAACACUUGUGAUGGGUUUGUGUUCGAAGUAGGCAACGUCAAUCAAAUACAUCACGUUCGGGAUCUUGUCAAGAAACAUGGCUGGAACGUUGGGUAUCUAAUGGAUAGUGCAGGAUAUCAUCGAUGCGUGGUGGGAUGGAAACCUGAUGGAAGGUUCGAUUUCAAGAAAUUAUGUGAUUUUGUAUAUUGA
This is a messenger RNA of Saccharomycopsis crataegensis, 855 nucleotides long. RefSeq names its product S-adenosylmethionine-dependent methyltransferase (gene MTQ1). Lineage: Eukaryota; Fungi; Ascomycota; Saccharomycetes; Ascoideales; Saccharomycopsidaceae. Gene Ontology annotation, cellular component: mitochondrion. The transcript has a single exon. The record is from RefSeq and is a predicted model, not a curated record. Bases 1 to 855 code for a protein of 284 amino acids. Gene Ontology annotation, biological process: protein methylation; 7-methylguanosine RNA capping; RNA methylation. Gene Ontology annotation, molecular function: nucleic acid binding; protein methyltransferase activity.